AUGGCAAGUACAAUUUUUGGGAUCUUUUGCCAUGGCUGGAAGUCCUAUUCAGAGUUUGGGAUCUUCUUCCUUGGAUCUCCCGGAUCUCCAAUCGCCGAGGCGUCGCUGUCCGCAGAGAAUCGCUUGUCCGGGCAUUUGGAGAGCUGCUGCCUGUCGAGAAAGCUGCGCGAGGACUCGCGGGCAAGUUACCAACGUUUGGGCGCCCAAGAGUCGUGGCGCAGCACCUUCCAGGAGAGCGGAGCGCUGCGGAGCGCACAGCCUGAUAUUGUAAAUCCUGAGGGCCACAAAAAUGCCCAAGAUUUGAUCAAUUUGCCAGACAAAGUGAUGAUUCCUGUGCUGCAGUCACGGAUCGAAGAAGUCCGCCAAUCCGUCAAGGAAGACAUGGCAGCGAGUGCCAUGAAUGCCUUCCAAGGACCAGUGAGUCGGAGCAAACCAGGCUCCCGAAAGUGUAAGCUUAUCACAGCCAUGGCAUUCUCCUGGAAACACCUCGUGGCGCUCUUCACCUUAUUGAGUGCUGGGAUUUCAUCCCCAGCUGUGCAGCCCAGGAACAGCACAGGGCUGCUGGUGAAGUCAAUGUCAAGAGGCUCCACUUUGCGUGUCAUCAAUGGCUGCAACGAGCCCAUGUGGAUUGCACAUUGUUGCAACUACAAGUACCGUCAGAACGUGAAGAUCGAGGCUGGUGCUUCCCACGACUUCCCGGCCUACGCUGGGCUCAUGGGCUUUCGCCUUUGGCCGAAGUUGAGGUGCAACUCCGAUGGCAAUGGCUGCCGCAUCGGCCAGAGCGGAGGCAAGGGGCAGCCCUGCGGCACGGACGGCAACUGGCGAUGCCAGGCGCAUAUUGAUACGAAGUUCGAAGCCAGUUUCGGUGGACGCCGUGAUUAUUUCGACAUGAGCCUAGUGGAUGGCUACACCCUGCCCUUCAAGCUGAAGCUUCGUGGCUGCUCCGUCAAGGGCGGCACCUUCUGGGAUUGCAACUCGGAGGAAGGGAUCGAUUUGCAGACGCUCAUCAAUGAGGUGGAUGGGCAUGACACCAAGGCGGCCCUUGUGGCUUUGAAGACGGAGAAGCAAGACAAGAAUCCGCGUUCUAUGAGCCCGGACCGUCAAACGAUCCAAGAUGCCCGGAGAAGAAGUGGUGGCUGUUGGUCCGUGGAAGGGAGGAGUGUUUGUGGCGGAGAUUCCAUUGAGCAAUUGGAGUUGUGCAUGGCGAAGGUCAUGGCCGACUUCCGAGCGCAGACGGAGGAGGCCGGUGGAGACCGGACGGCGUCCGGACGCCACGCGUUGCGGCGAGUGGAAAGACCCAAGGUGCUGAUGCAACACUUGGAUGCUUUGGAUGAAGUACAACAGUCCCAAGAGUUUGAAGUAGCAAAUCUCAUGGCAGAGGCUUUGCAGCAGGGAGUGCUGGGAAGGCCUCCUGCCCAGAACAACAGGAAGAGCACGAGGGCGCGAGGCAAGAAUCCAGAUCCAGGUGGGGCCUGGCAAGCUUUUAUGGCCUGGGUCCCCACGGGCGCAGCCAUGCAGAACCCGGAGCCCUGGAACCCUGGCUUUGCGAUGGGGAAGCCGAUGCCACAAAACGAGAUCGCUCAAGCGCAGCCACCACAAAGUGGGAAGAACCGACAGGUGCUGAAACGCAACGUGAGCGUUCUGCCGGGCUCUCCUUCAGAGGAACGCCCUGAGAGACCUGCGAAGGAAGACGGUGAUGACUCUGACUCAGACAGCGGACGAAGUACCAUUGCAGGGGAAGAGCAGUUCGAAUUGUUGGAGCUGUGGCGUGCGAACGAGAAGCAGAUGCGGAAGAUGAAGCGUGGGAGUCAGGCCGAGACGGAGAGUUCCAUGCCUUUUCGCGAAGAAGAGGAUGAAUAUCAAGAACCUCCUGCACAUGGCUGGGUGCUGAAUCCGGAUGGGACUCCUGGACGAUGUUGGGGAGUGGUUGGGGUGUUGGGGAAGAUUCGCAUCGGUUGGGACUUGGGAAGCUUAAUCAUGGUGCUCUAUGACAUGGUCAUGAUCCCCAUGCAGGCAUACGCGUUGCCUGAAAACCUCUUCUUGGACUUUAUGGAGUGGACGACACGCAUGUUUUGGACCUUCGACAUUUGCUUCUCGUGCUCGACUGGUGUGGUCCGUGCCGACGGAUCAGUGGAGUAUGACCUCAGGACCAUCUUGAAGCGCUAUGCCAAGACCUGGUUGGCCAUGGACUUGCUGAUUGUGUGCUCAGAUUGGUCGGAAGUGAUUUUCUCAUCUGGAGGCACUUCCAUGCUCACUUUGGCACGGAGUACCCGCAUCAUCCGUAUCGUGCGCUUGUUGCGCUUGGUGCGCAUGCAGGAGAUCAUUGCGAAUGUGACCGAGCGGAUCCAAUCGGAAGCCUUGGGCCCCGUGGUGCAGGUGACCAAGGUCACUGUGGUGUUGCUGACAAUAUCCCAUUUCACCGGAUGUCUUUGGUUUGCCAUCGGCAACCGUGAUUCAAGUGACACCUGGGUUGCAAAGGCAGAAUUGGCUACUGCAGGAGUGGAUGCACAGUAUUUGGCCUCCCUUCAUUGGGCUUUGACUCAGUUCUCAGGUGGCAUGGAUGAGAUAUAUCCAGCCUCGCCCAUUGAGCGGUUGUUCGCAGUGGUCAUUGGAUUGACAAUUUUUGUCAUUGCCUUGGUUUUGCUUGGCGUUUUCACCAGCGGACUUACUCAGCAGUACAUCAUCGGAGGAAGCGGGGCAAGACAGCUGGCCACCUUGAAGAGAUACCUCAAGCAGAACAAUGUGUCGAAGGUUAUUACCAAGCGCGUGUGCCGGAACGCCAAGCACGCGAUCUCGGGAGAUCUCACACCAGAAUCGGUGGAGCUCCUGACGGUGAUCUCCGAACCGCUGAAGGUGGAGUUGGCCUUCGACAUGUACUCGCAAGUGCUGAUGUGGGUUCCAUUCUUCUUGGACUUGCUGCAGGAGAACUCCCCUAUCAUGCGCCCUAUUUGUCAUCGUGCUAUGUCAAUGCUCCUCCUUUCGACCACGGAUGUGAUCUUCAGCAUGGGUGAAGAGCCUGCAGAGCCCAAGAUGUACAUCGUAGUCUCGGGAAGCUUGGAGUACACAGACUCCUAUGGAGAACUCGCACAGGUGACAGAGAAGGCCUAUGUGGCAGAGGCGGUCUUGUGGACCAACUGGAAGCAUCGAGGGACCUUGACGGCGGUGAGCGACGUGAAGUUGGCGAUGCUGGACGCACAGGGCUUCCGUGACAUUUGCCAACGCUUCAUGCGCCGCAGUGAGGCUGCUCUACGCAUCGCGCACCUUGCCAGCAGCGUGCAAACCCACACCAGCCCAACAUACUGA
This is a messenger RNA of Durusdinium trenchii, 3303 nucleotides long. Lineage: Eukaryota; Dinophyceae; Suessiales; Symbiodiniaceae. The record is from the annotation of a GenBank genome assembly.